CCAUUGUGACUCAGCAAAAAGGACCCUGAAAAGCAGCUGCCAGCGGACUCAGCGUUUCCCCUCGUCUGAGAAUAUCGUACGUCCGUGUGUCUGAUUUGCUGUAAAUCGGCUGCUAAAAUAAAAAAUGAACGCUGUGUUUUUUGGGGUGGUUCUGCUCCAGAUCCUGACCCCUGCUUUGGGUUAUGGUACUGGAGCUCCGACAGAAGCUUGCGGGAAUAUGAAGCCUGGACAUAAAGGAAUCGUUCCUCAGACGAGUCAGUCUCCGUACUCCAUCCAGGUCAGCAACACCACCUUCACGUCUGGAAAGCCGAUUACAGUGACGAUUAUUGGUCCAGAUUACGGUGGAGUUCUGCUGCAGGCCCGAUCUGGAACCAACACCGAUGCUCUGGGCAGCUGGGGAAGUCCACCCAAUAACACCAAGUACCUAACGUGCUCAAAAAACAGCAAAGGUGCCAUCACUCACUCCAGCCCCGAUAUGAAGAAUAACCUUGUGUACACCUGGAUCCCCCCCGCCUCCUACAGCAACAUCUACUUCGUGGCCACUGUAGCUAAAGAUAAGGCAGUGUACUGGUUAGACGUCAGAUCAGCCAAUCUGACCAGAGAUGGUCCAGGUUCUGGUGCUGAUCCGGAGUCAGUCGUUACACCGGGGCUGCUGAUGAUCACUCUGCUGAUUUCUACAGUUUUACAGAAAUAAAUCAAAGACCUGCAGCCUAAUCCUGCUCUUUAAUCACUAAAAACACAGAAAACGCUUUAAAAAUGUUUUUCCAAAAUGUUUUUUUCCAUUUUUUCCAUUUUUGUGUAUAUUUAUGUUUGUUACGAUCCAAAGAUAUAAAACAUCACCUGUAUCUGUUUCUAUAAAUAUUUACUGUCUUACAAUAAAUUAUUACAUUUACAAAGAAAUAUAAUUAUUAUUUUCUAAACGAUAAACCAAGAUCAUCAUUUUUACUUUUUUAUCAUUCCUUAAAUUCCUAUCAAUCAGUGGUUUAUAAUAUAAUAUAAUAAAUGAUCAUUCUAAAGCCA
Messenger RNA from Astyanax mexicanus (Mexican tetra), 1020 nucleotides. RefSeq lists its product as uncharacterized. The record is from RefSeq and is a predicted model, not a curated record. The coding region runs from base 125 to 694 and encodes 189 amino acids. Lineage: Eukaryota; Metazoa; Chordata; Actinopteri; Characiformes; Acestrorhamphidae. Gene Ontology annotation, molecular function: oxidoreductase activity, acting on metal ions. The transcript is spliced from 5 exons.